Molecule: messenger RNA, 8421 nt
Organism: Neopelma chrysocephalum (saffron-crested tyrant-manakin)
Lineage: Eukaryota; Metazoa; Chordata; Aves; Passeriformes; Pipridae
Gene: PITPNM3
Product: PITPNM family member 3
Biological process (GO): phospholipid transport
Cellular component (GO): cytoplasm
Molecular function (GO): phosphatidylcholine binding; phosphatidylcholine intramembrane carrier activity; phosphatidylinositol binding
Source: RefSeq, a predicted model, not a curated record
AUUUCUUUACUUAAUAUGCAAAUACAUGCCUGUCCUUACCAUCCGCUGCAGAAUUGCCAGUGGAAGGAUGUACAAACUGCCCCGUGCCGGUUUGGUGCCCAGCGGCACAUGCAGAGCGUCCUCAGGGACUCCGUGGAGAGCUCCGAUGAUGAAUUCUUCGAUGCACGAGAAGAGAUGGUGGAAGGAAAAAGUGCCAUUCUCAUAGGCAUGAGCCAGUGGAACUCAAAUGACCUUGUUGAGCAGAUAGAAACAAUUGGGAAGCUGGAAGAAAGUCAAGGUGAAGAGUCUGCAUUUUGCUCAUCUGGCUUUCUGCAGGAAAAACAAUGUGAAUUAUAUAAAGCCUCUUUAAGAAAACAAAGGUUCCCUGCACAAGGUAGUGUUGAAAUACACGAGGACAAUGAGAAGCAGGAAAGAAUAAGUUGUGGUCCUUCCAACAAACUGAUUAAGGUCCUCUGUCCACACAUAGGACAGGAAGGAGUUCAACACCAGAACUGCAAAACUCAUGUGUUAAUUUUGAUCCUACAUGGAGGGAACAUCUUAGACACUGGAGGUGGGGACCACAGCAGCAAGCUGGCAGACAUCAACACCUUCAGUUCUGUAUUUGAGAAGGUUACCCGAGCCCAUUUCCCUGCCUCUUUGGGCCAUAUCCUAAUGAGACUUGUUCCCUGCCCAGCAAUCUGUUCAGCAGCUUUCUCUCUUGUUUCCAACCUAAAUCCCUACAGCUAUGAUGAGAGCUGUCUCAGCAGCAGUGAAGACCACAUCCCACUGGCUGCCUUGCCUUUGCUGGCUGUUUCAUCUCCUCAGUACCAGGAUGCCGUUUCCAUGGUGAUCAGCAGAGCCAAUCAAGUUUACAAUGAGUUUCUCAAAUCUACAGAUGGGGCUGGUUUUAAUGGACAGGUGUGUCUCAUAGGUGACUGCAUUGGAGGAAUUUUGGGCUUUGAUGCCAUCUGCUAUAAUUCUAAUACAGCUGACGAGAGUCGGAACAGUAGCAGGAGAGGAAGCAUCAGCAGCAUCCAGGAUAAUCCCCUUUUAGCAGAGGACUCCAGUCUGGGUGACAGCAAACACCUGAGCAAAAGCAAUAUUGACAUCUCGGGAAUCAUGGAGGAUGAGGAGCCAAGGCAGCCGUUGCCUCGGAAACAAAGUGACUCCUCCACCUAUGACUGUGAUGCUAUAGCCCAGCAUCAUGCUCUCCUGUCUAGCAUCCACUCAAGUGUGUUGAAAGAUGGUGCAGACCUUCCUCCUGUGGAUUCCAGUCUCUCAGAAGUAAACCUGGGCCGAUUUGAAUUUGAGGUGUCUGAUUUCUUCCUCUUUGGGUCGCCACUUGGUUUGGUGCUGGCCAUGAGGAGCACUGUUCUGCCUGGACUGGAUGUUAAAGUAAAAGCUUACUUUACUUUUCGAUAUUCACUACAUGAUUUGUCUCUUUGCGUGGUGGAUAUCUUCAUAAUGACUGAGCCAUCUUCGGGUAGGUGGGUGUACUUUGACACAGAGAUAUCCAACAGCAGUGGCCGGAUAUCAUACAACAUACCUGAACAGAAGAGACUGAGAGUUGGUGUGUAUCCCAUCAAAAUGGUGGUCAGAGGGGACCAGAGCAGUGCUGCAAGUUACCUGACGGUACUUCCCCGAGGAAUGGAAUGUGUUGUGUUCAGCAUUGAUGGUUCGUUUGCAGCAAGUGUUUCAAUUAUGGGAAGUGACCCCAAAGUCCGAGCAGGGGCCGUUGAUGUUGUCAGGCAUUGGCAGGACCUGGGAUAUCUGAUUAUCUAUAUCACUGGCCGUCCAGAUAUGCAAAAACAGCGUGUGGUUUCAUGGUUGUCUCAACACAACUUCCCACAAGGGAUGAUCUUCUUCUCAGAUGGACUGGUUCAUGACCCACUGCGACAAAAGACCAUUUUUCUCCGGAAUCUCAUGCAAGAGUGCCACAUCAAAAUCUGUGCUGCAUAUGGUUCCAUGAAGGAUAUUUCUGUGUACAGUGUCUUGGCUCUGUCACCAUCCCAGAUCUACAUAGUUGGACGACCCACAAAGAAAUACCAGGCACAGUGUCAAUUCCUCAGUGAAGGUUAUGCAGCCCACUUGGCCUCACUGGAGUUCAGUCUCCAUUCACGACCCAAAAAGAACAACUCUCGGAUGAUCUUGAGAAAAGGUAGCUUUGGCCUCCACUCCCAACCUGAGUUUCUGCGCAAGAGGAACCACCUCCGCAGGACUAUGUCUGUGCAGCAGCCUGACCCACCUUCCUUGAACCCCAAGCCAGAGCGUGCCCAGAGCCAGCCUGAAUCAGACAAAGAUCACGACAGGCAUUUGCCCUCCAUUGCUUGGGUUCGAGGUGUUCACAAAUUUGAAUCUGUUCCCUAGGAAGAUUGGGAAUGUAGAUCUUGGGUGCACCCCAUUAAACUUGUAGGCAUGCCUCAAAGAUAAUAUUUAGGCACCUCCAAACUAAGAGAUGUAGACGGGAACCUGUACCUCGGAGUCUUCCCUGUUCUGAAAUCUGUGUUCUUAUACCAAGUGGGGAACUUGCAGUUUGCUCCUCUUGUCAUGUUUAUUGGGAGAUUUUAAAACAACCUAAAACUACUGCAAGUGGUUACAACAUCAAAGCAAAAGGAAAUAUCUUUGAUUAUUUUUUACAACAGAUAUAAUAUGUGCAAUAAGAGAAAGAGCUAAAGCAGGCUGAUUUUACUCAGAAGAAGGGUUGUGGUAUGAGCUAACUAGCUGCAUCCAAACCAGUAUAAAUGGUAGGUUGCAUAGGUUACAGAGAAGGUUUACACUUUAAAUAGUCCUGUCUGUUUCCACUUUUCAAUAAAGUGGCACACUUGCAAGGGAAGCAGAGAUGGGAACUACAAUAACAGGUGGUCAGAGUUUGUAUAACAAUAUGCUUUUUGGGUGCUUUAAGCCCAAGAUUUCCUUUCAGCUUGCAGUGAUGGUAAACAGACUCCAACAUCGGCACUCAUGUUCGUGUGAGGUGCUGGACAAAUAAAUGAGAACUUCAUUUAUGAACCAAAUUAUAAAAACUUCAUGUUAAAAAUAAAUGUGUCUGCCACAGUUUGAAGCAGUUAGUGUUGCUGUAAACAAAUAAUGUGCAACUGUACGAAGAUCACACUGUUUUGUGGAAUUUGGUGACUGUGCAGAAAUGUAUGGACUACUUCGGUAAGGAGAUGGCUUUGCCCAUCUCAGUCUGAGAGUCAGAUCUUAAGAGGGUAAGCUAAAGGGAACCCUUUUACUAAGGGAUCUGCAAACUCCAGGGGAAUCUUUACACUGGAGGAAAAGAAAAGAAAAGUAAUGAGGUAUAUCAGUGAAUUGUUUACCUUCUCAUGCUUUAUAGCAACUGCUGUGUUAAGACAAUCUGUAGCAUUCAGAAUUACAGCAUUUGAGCUUCACAGAAUGGACACGACAAAUUACAGGUGCCAAAUAGACAUUUUUCUACAGAUUUAAAUUUCUCUCUGAUCUCCCAGUGGACUUACUAGAAGUAAAAUAUGUGACAUUUUCCUUAAGUAGUAUAAGUAGUAAUAUUUCUGAAGUGUUGUAGUUAGUUUAACAUAGUAGCAGUUUGCAGAUUCUUCAUGCAGAUACUUCCACUGAGAGAAUUCAUCAAGAGAACUUUCAUGACCGAACUGAUGCAUGUUUUAAAACCUGCAAUGAAGUUACAAGUGCACAUAAAACCCCCUUUUUUUUAAAAGUUACAACAAGACUAUUGACACCGAGAAAGCUCGAAGUCAAUAGGACAUUUCUUUUUCAGGUUGGUUUGUUAGUUUUUAAUUUCAGGGAAUUGGGGUGGAGAGGGUGUUGUGCCUCCCCACCCCCCUUUCAGGUUUUUGUAUACCAGAAACAGUCUCUCAACAAGUUGGUUAAUGAUUUUGAUAGUUGACGGUAAAACAAGUAAGAAAUGCAAUGGAAAACUAUCAAGACACUGCAGAAGUAAACCUAAGUCUCUACUCCCUGUUAACCCUAAAGUUUCAGUGUGCUUUUGGAAGGGCAUAGGAAUACAGCUUUUUACUUAAAAGGCAACAAAAUAUCUUAUAAAGGGAGAUCCUUGAUUUAUAUUUUCAGACAUAACUUGGCAAGAUUGUCAGUUAUCUAUUUCAAACUUCCUGAAAUAUCUCUGGCACAUCAGUAAUUUUUUUGGUGUAAUGCGUCCUUUAAGGGAACACAUUAAAAAGAUUUAGGAAAGAUGUAAAAAGUUUGGAAGUUCACACUUACUGGGAGCAGGUAAAUACAUUACAGGGGGCUGGGUUUUUAUGCUGUUACCAAGUCAGGCAGCUACAAAAGCUAAAGGAAAGAUAAUUCGCAAACUACAUUGAAAGCAGUCUUCAGAUUUACAAAUGCUUUACCAGUAGUAUCACAGUUCCUUAACCCACAGAAUUGGAGGAAUUAUUCUGUGCUCUAUCUUGGCCCACUGUGUGUAUUAGUUCUAAUCACAGAGUCCAUUUCUUGUGUGCUCUGCUCUAGGAGGACAUUGCACAGGUACACCAGACUCCAUUUCCCUCCAGUGACUUCACUGUUAGCAGGCUCCUGCUUCUUAGAUUUAAAUAGGCAUGGGAGUACAAGGCUUGUGAGUGAGGAACUCACUAGGCAAAUUUUAAGUUUGCUGAGGGGACCUAAAAGCAACAUUGACCGAUCACAAAGUUCAUUCUAAGCACUGAAUGUUUCGUAACAAGUCUUCUGAUAGCAAUCACUGUUCCGGCUGCUAAGUUUAAAGCUACUGUUGCUUUAGCCAUCUACCUCUGUCAUCCAAGAGACUCCAAAAUCUGUUUUUUGUUAUAAGUUGUUGUAGUAGAAAGGUUGACUAUUUUUCAGAAGAGAGAUCUGGGUGUAGUUCUGUGACUGUGACUGUACUGAAGGAAAUAAGUGUUUGAGCACAAGGUUAGAGAAAUCUCCUAGGUUUCUCUAGAAAAGGCUGUCUUUUACUCUUGGAGACAUAAUGUCAUUUUGCAGAGUACCAUGUCAUGUAAAUUCUAAUUUUGUGUAUUUUCAUUAAUGGCUGGGUCACCUUGUCACUUUUAUAGUAGUCAGUGUGCUGGCUUCCCUUAAGAAUAUUACAAGUGUAUAGCAGUAAAACGAAUACAUGUGUGUGCAUGCGAUUUAGAGUGGUAACAGUUUCAAAGUUUCUACAUGUGGUAUUGAAAUCAAGCUGAAAAUAUUUUCCCUAACUUUGUUCCCAUACAAUAUAUGAGAACUUAAGUGGCAUUUGCAUAAUUCCAGCACUGCUUAUUGCUCAUUGAUAGAGUGGUUUAUCUCCUGAUCACAUGCUCCAGCUGAGCACUUUGGCAAAACAGUGAUACAGGCAUUAGCUUGGAGGUUAAGGCUUCCAGCUAAUUAGGAACUGAUCUGAAACAUCAAAUGCCAGGUGCAUUGGUUUUGAAAGCACCAGCCAGUUGCCACUAAAAUGGUAAAACAGCUUCUGUUGGAGCUGAGAGCAUGAACAAGGUGAUUGUGAUUUUUAGGCAUCUCAGAACUAGGCUGGCAGUUCAACAGGCGUUCUGUGGCAAUAACUGGAAACCUCAUGCAUGUUGAACAACUAGUUUUUCAUGGGAUUUUUUGGGUUUUUUUCCCCCAGCUAUACUUGGGGUAGUCCUGGGUUUGCCUAAUGCAUCUCUAGUUUUAUAGUAUAAUUAUUCUACGUUUUCUCUUAGAACAUUCCUUUGUGGUCAGAAUUUUAGUUACACAUUUUGUCCACAUGAAACUGCAUGCAGUGGUUCAUGGGCAUUCAGCUUGCAAUUGGAUUUCAGUUUUACCUGUGUUUUCAUGGAAGAUCAGUCCUCCUAAGCAGGCUAUUUGCUGAGGAUAAGUUUGAGCCUACAGCCAUCCUAUUCUCUGAUUGCAAGUCCUCAUUGCUGCAGUCUCUGUGCAGUCAGCACUUAGACUGUGUAGGCUAUGAAAGUGUUAAAGCACACACAGAAGGGAAAGGGACAGAGGCUAAGGUGGGUGCCCAGGGAACAUACAAGACUCAUCAGUUGUUUCAGCACCUUUAGUGCCUCCAGUCUGUAACAGAAAAGCACAUUCUUUUAACCUGCUGAAUGGAGGAAGCAUAAAUGAAAUUGUACAACACAAAACUGUUAGUCCAGUGGGUGCUAAGGCUGCAGUAAAGUCAGUGCAAAGUAAGCCACCGUUGGAAGCAUUUACUUCGUUGUCUUGUUGAUAUGGAUCCAUUUUAAAUUACUGUAAAAAAUGGCUGUGAUUAAUAGCAGUGGUAGAGUUAUCUGAGAUAUUGUAAAAACACACCUUCACAACUGUAGUGUUUUGGUUUUGUCUGUGUGUAUGUGUGUGUAGCUACUGGAAGACACUAAAGUUUUGGUUCUGCUUUCACAACAAAUUUGUAACCAAUAUACUUAAAAAAAAAAAACAAAAACAAAAACCAACAAAACAACACCAACAAUGGCUGUUUAUUCAAUUUUGUUGUCUAGUUAGGUAAGUUUGGAAAAAGAUACCAUUGUAUAGAAUGCAGACUAUUCCACAGACCCGAAUAGUGAUGUUGGUCCAAAUCUGCUUAUUUUUAAUAACUUGUUUGUUUGUUUGUUUGGAUACACUAGUGCUCUUGGAAUAGAUUCUUGCUUGAUCAGAGUAUUCUUGUUUAGUUUUGUGGCAUGGUUUAUAUCUAUUCAGCAUAAAAUUUUGUUAGCUGUAAAAAGGACACUGUGUUGAUAACUCUUGUUCACUGGGGUUCAUGAGAGCUGUCAUUUUGAUUUGUUUACAUUAAACUAGUCUUAAUUUUUACAGAUUACUUCACCUGUUCCUCUAAUACCUAGGGAAGUCACCUCUAAACAGCUAAAACUUUCACUGGCUAUGCAGACGUGGAACUAUCAGUAAACUAGAGAAAAAAGAUUACAUACCUUAGUCUACACAGGACAAUGACACUUUAUCCAGAAGACCCACCAUUCUGCAAAAUUGCCUUUGUUUGCCAUUACUAGUGAACAAGUUGUUCUGUUUAUACAUUGCAGUCUUUCUUUAUCCAGGACACUUCUAAUGUGUGUAUUUAAGCAAAUCCCCAAUAUUUAGCUCCAUAGUAUCAUCACGUACUUCAUGGAAUAAAUUUGGAAAGGGGGAAAAAAAGAAUUUUUUCCUGUUUUCUAUAUUGGUUUCUGUUUUAAAUUUGUAAAAACUUUGUUUAUGAGUCUUUUUUAAUAAUACCUGAAACCUAGGUAUUUUUAGUUUUUUUAAUUUUUACAUGCAACAUUUGCUACUGAACAAAUAGGAUUUCCCCCAGGUUUUUUUCCCCUCUUGUCAUCUAAGCCAUUAAAAGGUGAGCACAUCAUAAUAGUACUAGAUAACUGGAGCAUGGGCACCUUUUUGAUAAGCUCAUUGGCUUAAAAAUGGAGAGAAGAGAUUGUGCACGCUCAUUUCAUCGUUUUUCUGAUUAGAGAUUGACAUGUGGAAUCUGAACAUCAGAUCUCUACAUUGAUUUGUUCAUGUCAGGCUUGCAGGGGAGAAAGUGGUACUUUCCAUCCUCAUCUGGAGCUGGUACAGGAUAGAAUUCCUAUAGACACAAAACUUUCCAGUCUCUGGCCUCAGCUUCUCUAAGAGCAAUGAUUCCUUGUGGUCCUUGUUCACAGCUUCAGCAGAAAUUGUGGGUUUGUCAAGGUAAUUAAGACUUCCAAAAUGUUUAGUCACUCAAGUUAAAUAUAGGUUCCUACAGAUGAUCCUAAAUUCAGACCCACUCAUAAAAAAUGGAAGUAAAAACACAUUUUCUGGAUGAAAAGUUUUAUUUUUCAGACAUAAGAAAUGGCCUGGAGCAGCUAGAAUCCUGUGCUGUGGAUUCUGGAAUUGAAGUCAGGUGUUGGCAAUUCCUCUUUCUCUCAUUUUAGUUCAAGCCCAACUUACAGGGAUUGUUACAGUUUACCCUCUACUUGUAUUUAUCUCAUUAAGCUACCUUUGAAAGUGGAUUGAAUUUGGGGGAUUUGGGGAAUAUGAAACAAAUCUGACAGUUCAUUUGUAAGGAUGUACAGAAUUCAUGAGGGGAAAGAAAGAGAGAAAGGUUUACUGUGACAUGCUAGGGGAUGGUACAACAUGAUUUACAGAAAGCAAGUUUGAAAGGUAAGGUUAUUCCUGGAUGACUGGUGUACAGCCCAGAAUGGCAGUCCUCUCACAGAACCCCAAGCCUUCUGCAUAAGUUAUUUUUCUAUUUGUGGGGGAGAAAAGGGGCAGUCCAUUUACAACUGAAUUCAUACAAGGAAACUUGAAAUUGUAGGUGUUCUUUCAGUCUGUAGUUUUAUUAAGUGCAUACUUUAAAUAUUGUUUGUCAGUGAGAAGGUUCUAUCUGGUGACAAAUGUUUAUAUUUCUUAUGGCUGCCUUGUAAAGAUUACAAAAUGUACAAUAAUGAAUUUCUUAAUAUGAAAUAAGGAGUAAGAUUUCUACAACUGCUAUAGAUUUUGAUGUGAGCUGGUUUUUAAAAUCUUGUAACAGAUUACUCACUUAAAUAAAACCUUCCUUGCCUUUAA